Nematocida ausubeli is the source of this 321-nucleotide messenger RNA. RefSeq lists its product as uncharacterized. The transcript has a single exon. The coding region runs from base 1 to 321 and encodes 106 amino acids. The record is from RefSeq and is a predicted model, not a curated record. NCBI's taxonomy places the organism in Eukaryota, Fungi, Microsporidia.
AUGUACUAUGAACUUGCAAAAGACGUGCCAACAGACAAGAAGGAGAUUAUUGUGCUAGGGGAAAUAUUAGUAGAGGAAGAAGACAUAUUCCUACAAGGAGCAGAUGACUACAAAGUAUCUUUAUCCUUUUCCCAAGAGGACGAACCCAUGAAGCACGAUCUUUCUGAAUACGAAGGCGAGAAAGUGCUAAUUUUUGGUGCUCCAUCAAAAGAUUCCAUAAAAGUAAUUGGACACAGUGCAUUCAAAACACCAAUCGAUGAAAAUCUAUUCAGAAAUGCAAUAAAAGAAAUGGGAAAAUACCCAGAUCUUUUUGAUAACUAA